UUGUCGGUGCAGUUGUCCCGUAGCCUUGUCAUCGUGCAAAAGUCUUAGCGAGUGGCGGUCCUGUACAUUCGGUUUCCAUCACUUUUAGAGUUCUAGUUCACCAACGGCUUGGAUCAAUCGCUGAGUCGCCACACGGGGAGCAGCCACAUUUCGUCGAUCGUGUCACUAGCGAAAUAAAAGCGACUUAAUAUCGUCAAAAUUUCACCAGUUAGCCAGUAACAUCUAUAUGAACCGGUGCGCCUGACGUUCGAGAAUUUUCUAUUUUUAGCUGGAGGGGAACUUCCGCACCAUCCACCAUUCCUAUCGCUUCUAAAUUUAUCGAGCAGACCUCAGCGCCGAUCCGAGUCUCACUCUUCACGAUAUUUUCACCACAAGAGAAACCGAAACGAAUCGUGAAUUUCUCAUUUUAAAAAACAAAACAAAAAAACUUAUUCGCAAAUCAAUAUGGGAAAUAGCACGAAGUCGAGUGCCGGAGGCGAUGGCGCCGAUGCGGACACAAAAAUACAUGGUGCCGUAAUCGGUGUUGGUGUAGGAUUGGCUGCCGGUUUCGCUGCCCCGUUGAUGGCCGGUGUGGCCUUGUCGGCCAUGGGAUUCACCAGCACAGGGAUCGCAUCCGGAUCGCUGGCUGCUUCGUGGGAGGUUUCCGGCGGGAGUCUUUUUUCUGCUCUCCAUUCUGUUGGCGUCUCGGGCAUCAGCGGAGCCAUGGCGGCCGGCCUUGGGGCCGUGUUCGGCACGGCCGCCGCCGUACUGACAACUUUCUUCGCUCAAAGGAAACCGGAACUCAACAAAAAGGCAGCUGGACAGGUCGAAGAGAAACCCGUGGUGGCCGCCAGUCGGGCCCAGUCGAUUGGCCACUGCCCGACCCCGUCUGCCAGCGUCAAAUCCGAUCAACCUGUCGGCCAGGUGAAGAAGGAAGACAAAAAACCGAUCGGCGACGAAACGGUUUCCGUCGCCAAAGUGGCCAGCAAUCUCGUCCAGCACAGUGAAGCCAUUGCCGAAGCUGAGAUCAUGAGCAUUGCUGAAUCGAAAAUCCCGCAUGAUGAGGCGGUGGUCCCCAUCCAGCCGGAAGUCCAUUUCGAAGCUGUGACGGCCAUUGAAGAUCAGAUUGAAAAUCAAAUCGUCGAAGCUGUCAAAGAAUUAGAAAAGUCGGUGCAAGUUGAAGAAGAAGAAGAAGAGGAAGAAGAAGAAGAAGUCGAAGAACUGUGCUAUCCAGUCAAACCGGCGACUUUCAGUGAACAAGUCUUGGCUGCUAGAGAAAUAAUCGAUGCAUCGCCGGUGGCGUCGCCAGUCCAACCGGAACAGACACCUGAAAGAGAAUUGGUGAAAGAAGAAGAAGAGGAAGAGGAAGAAGAGGAAGAAGAUGAAAUGGUUGUCGUGAAAGCUGUUUCAUCCACAGAAGCUGCCGCUCCAGUUAAGACGGAAGAGAUUCCCGUCAAGGAAGAUGUCGUCAAGAGUUCGACUGCUGUUAGCGCGGAAAUUGCCGCUCCAGUUAAAGAAGAAGAGACUCCCGUUCCAGUGGCCAAGGUAGAAACUAUCGUCAGCCCUUCACCUGUUGUGGAAGCCAGCGUAGAAGUUGCUGCUCCUGUUAAGAAAGAAGAGAUGCCCGUCUUAGUCAAGGAAGACGUGGUCAUCCAAAGCUCAGCUGUUCCGGAAGAAAUCAAAGAAGUUGCCACCAGCGCAGCCAUCACAGCUGCUAUUACUGAAGCAUCUAGCCCGACAGAGCAGCCAAAAAGUGUCGAGGUAGAAGAAGAAGAAGAGGAAGAAGAGGAAGAAGAAGAGAUGGUUAUUCUCCCAUCCGCAAUCGAAGUGGCUAAAACACAAGAGCCUGAGAAGAAAGUCGAAGUGACGGUGAGCGCAGCCGCUCCUGUCGUCACUCCCGCAAAGGAACCUGAAACUAAACAAGUAGAGGAAGAAGAAGAAGAAUACGAAGAUGAGGAGGAAGAAGAAGAAGUUAUCAUCAAAACGCCCGUAGUGGCGGCAGUCGUGGAAGCUCCGAUCAUCACCAAGAAACCUGAAACCAAGGCGGAAGAAGAAGAAGAAGAGGAAUACGAGGAAUACGAAGAAGAAGAAGAAGAAGAAGAGAAGCCAGUUGAGACGAAAAAGGAAACCAACAUUCAAGAGUCAACGAUCAAAGUGGCUGCGGAAGUAGCGGUGCCGGCCGUGACCGCUAACAAGGCAGCAGAGGAGAAACCCGCACCGAUGACCGAACCCGUCAAAAAUUAACAGCGAAAAUAAAAUCCCUUUUGUGAAACACAACUCCUCCCAUGAACUAAGUGUGAGAAAUGGAAGAGCCUGUUAGCUCGAUGAAAACCUUGACACGAUUGUGAUUGAACCAAGUGUAUGCCAGUCUAUGUAACUUCUAUCGUCAUUUACUAAUCCAUAAUUAAUGUAGCGCCACGACAAACUUUGAUUUUAACUAAUAUUUGAAAAAUUUUCUUAAAAACUAAAUCUUCGGUCUAUCAAAUGUCACUAAAGUGGUUUUUCAUAAAUUUUAUUUUUAUCAGGAAUAAUUUUCUUUUGAAAUGUAGUCCGGGUCGGAAUCGACGCCUUAAUGAAAAAUCACAUCGGGGUAAAACAAAACAAAAUUUUAAUCUAAGAAAUCUUUAAAAAAUUUAUAACUUUUGUGGGAGCCGAUAGAAAACUGGAUUACAAUG
Daphnia pulicaria is the source of this 2654-nucleotide messenger RNA. Its product is annotated as probable serine/threonine-protein kinase kinX. Lineage: Eukaryota; Metazoa; Arthropoda; Branchiopoda; Diplostraca; Daphniidae. The record is from RefSeq and is a predicted model, not a curated record. The transcript is spliced from 3 exons. Bases 445 to 2223 code for a protein of 592 amino acids.